AUGGUUGAGCUCAGCCCCGAAUUCAAGACGGCCCAGUUGCACUCCAGACAGCUCGUCGCCAAGCCCGAGGACAAAGACCUGCUUGAGCUCUACGGUCUCUUCAAGGUCUCCAACGCCGAGGACAUCUCCAAGGCCGAGAAGCCUGGCAUGUUCGACAUGAAGGGCAAGUUCAAGAUGUCUGCCUGGCAGAAGAUCGUCGACGAGGGCAUCACCCCGGAGCAGGCGCAAGAGCGCUACGUCAAGAAGAUCGAGGAGCUGAAGGGGAAGCACGGCUUCGACGAGAACAAGGCGGCAGAGCCCCUGGGUAGCCGUGCUUAG
This is a messenger RNA of Anthostomella pinea, 318 nucleotides long. The record is from the annotation of a GenBank genome assembly. NCBI's taxonomy places the organism in Eukaryota, Fungi, Ascomycota, Sordariomycetes, Xylariales, Xylariaceae.